CGCCGCGCCGCGCGCCCUGCUCCCUCCGUGGCCCCGGCGCCCCGGACGCCGCUGGCCCGCGUCCCCGCUCGGAAUGAAGGUGUUCCGCAGGAAGGCGCUGGUGUUGUGCGCGGGCUACGCACUGCUGCUGGUGCUCACCAUGCUCAACCUCCUGGACUACAAGUGGCACAAGGAGCCGCUGCAGCAGUGCAACCCCGACGGGCCGCUGGGUGCCGCAGCGGGGGCCUCCGGGGGCGGCUGGGGACGCCCGGGGCUGCCUCCUGCCGCGCCCCCGCGCGCCCACACGCGUCUGGACCCGCGCACCUCGUACCGCUCUCCCGCUGCCGCCGCCGUCGGGCCAGCGCCCGCAGCCGCAGCCAGGGUGGUGAGGGCAGAGGCCCCCCCGGGAAACGGCACUCGGGGCACCCGCGGCGGCGGGGACAAGCGGCAGCUGGUGUAUGUGUUCACCACGUGGCGCUCGGGCUCGUCCUUCUUCGGCGAGCUCUUCAACCAGAAUCCGGAGGUGUUCUUUCUCUACGAGCCAGUGUGGCACGUGUGGCAAAAACUGUACCCGGGGGACGCUGUCUCCCUGCAGGGGGCAGCGCGGGACAUGCUGAGCGCGCUGUACCGCUGCGAUCUCUCGGUUUUCCAGCUGUAUAGUCCCGCGGGCAGCGGGGGGCGCAACCUCACCACGCUGGGCAUCUUCGGGGCAGCCACCAACAAGGUGGUGUGCUCCUCGCCGCUGUGCCCGGCUUACCGUAAGGAGAUCGUAGGGCUAGUGGAUGACAGAGUGUGUAAGAAGUGCCCACCUCAGCGCCUGGCACGCUUCGAGGAGGAGUGCCGCAAGUACCGCACGCUGGUUAUCAAAGGCGUGCGUGUCUUCGACGUGGCGGUGUUGGCGCCACUGCUUCGAGACCCAGCCCUGGACCUAAAGGUCAUCCACCUGGUGCGUGAUCCCCGUGCAGUAGCCAGCUCACGCAUCCGCUCACGCCACGGCCUCAUCCGAGAGAGCCUGCAGGUGGUACGCAGCCGGGACCCACGAGCCCAUCGUAUGCCUUUCCUGGAAGCCGCUGGCCACAAGCUGAGUGCCAAGAAGGAGGGCAUGGGCGGCCCGGCAGACUACCAUGCACUUGGCGCUAUGGAGGUCAUAUGCAACAGCAUGGCCAAGACCCUGCAGACAGCCCUGCAGCCCCCUGACUGGCUACAGGGCCACUACCUGGUGGUGCGGUACGAGGACCUGGUGGGAGACCCGGUGAAGACACUACGGAGAGUGUACGACUUUGUGGGGCUGCUAGUGAGUCCUGAAAUGGAGCAGUUUGCCCUGAACAUGACCAGUGGCUCCGGCUCCUCUUCCAAGCCUUUCGUGGUGUCGGCACGCAAUGCCACGCAGGCCGCCAACGCCUGGCGGACCGCCCUCACCUUCCAGCAGAUCAAACAGGUGGAGGAGUUCUGCUACCAGCCCAUGGCGGUGCUGGGCUACGAGCGGGUGAACAGCCCGGAGGAGGUCAAAGAUCUCAGCAAGACUCUUCUUCGGAAGCCCCGGCUCUGAGAAGGGUUCCCCGGAGAUCUGGCGCCCUGUAAAUUCUACGGGCAACGAGGAUUGUGGUGUGUUUAAACAAACGCAGCGCAGACCCAAACUGAGAAACCCACAUAUUCUAUUAUAGAUGUAUAAUAUAAGUAACCACACAGGCACUUGCUGUCCAUGUUUCCAGUCAGUGAAUUUCAAGGAACACACGCACACACGCACACCCCCGUCAGAAAAGGCAAGACUUGAAAGUUCUGACUAGUUGCCCCUGCUCUCCUGACCCCUGCACCUCCCUUGCCCGUCGUAUCCCCGUUUCUUACCCUUUCCCGAACCCGCCUUCAUGCUGAAGUGGAAUGUUGAUGAAAUCAAGUUCCAGUAACCCAAAUCUUGUUUACAAAAUUUUCGUGGUAUCUGUGAACAUGUAAGAGUAAUUUGGAUGUGGGGGUGGGUUGGGGUGGAGAGAGGGAAGUGGUCCAGGAACACGAAGCCCUGUUGGGCAGGGUAAACCAAGGAGGCAUUCUUCUAAAGUAGACUUUUGUGUUAAAAACAAAGGUUACAUGUGAGUAUUAAUAAAGACGGUAAUAAAUAAUAUUCUUUUUUAUAUUGGCCUCCAUUACUUGGGAAUUUACUUGCGUUAUUUGUGCCCUGUCGCUUAGAUAGAAUCUAGCGCUCUCCUCGAGGACAGCUGAACUGGGAGAAGCUUCUGGCUUCUUGAUGAUAACCUGGAAGUUGUUUUCUGACAUGAAAAUCACGUUCUGCCAGGUGUCCAGGAAGGGAACAAAUCUUAAAGCCCAUCAGGGCAGUGGAAGAAAAAGCACACUCGGCUUCCCUGUCGAACUUGGAGUUACAGAAGGGAAGAAGUGUGCCCUUGGUAGGAAGGCGUUUGGCUUUGAUUACUACUGUGUAUCGUUAAUGCAGAGAACCUGGAGGCAGAGGCGAAUGCUUUUGUCCUGAGGUUGAUUCAAAGAAAAGAUUUUUCUAAAAAGUAUGUGAUUUUUUUUAAAAGUUCUGAUGAUUAGAACACAAGCCUCAAAAAUUAGUGUGAAGGUAUUGUUGGUGAUGGUAGCAACUUCUUGGCUGGCAAAAUGACAGAAGUAUCUGGAGUGUUUUUCUGUGAGACACAGUAGGCAGACAUGAAAGCAGGGUAAUUUUAGCUGAGAAUCAGGAACAUUUAACAGGGUUUUUCUCUUCUUUGCUAUCUAUUCAAAUUAAUGCAAAAGAGAAUAUGAAUUUGUAAUGGUUUACUUGGGAUGCCCUUGGGAUAUAUUGCUUUAUCAUGUUUCCUAAAAGCAAACUUGUGAAGGAAAUAACAUGAUGCAGACAGAGUAAGGCUUCAGCCAAGAGCUUCUUUUAGAUAUGAAAAUGGAUUAUGGGAAAAAGGAAGUAAAAGUAAAUUAAUGUGUAGGGUUUUGAAAUUUGGUACUUUUCAGGGAGAAAACUGUUGAAUUUUCCUGUGGUGAUUAUGUUAUCGCUGGGUCUGCAUUCAUAUUGCAUUGAAGCAUUCUGCAGAAUGUCUUACUAUGAUAAAUUCUGAAGCCCAAAUAGGAGUCAGAGACAGUAUAGUUGCGCAUUACAUUAAAUAUGGUACGAGUAAUGUUCAUUACAUUAAAUGUGGUACAAGUUCAGUGUCAUCAUGGCUUUAUUUUACUAUAAUUUAUUCUAAGAAGUUACAGUAAUAAACCAUUUAUUAUAUCACAAA
Chinchilla lanigera (long-tailed chinchilla) is the source of this 3203-nucleotide messenger RNA. It is a transcript of the gene Chst2, whose product is annotated as carbohydrate (N-acetylglucosamine-6-O) sulfotransferase 2. Gene Ontology annotation, biological process: sulfur compound metabolic process; N-acetylglucosamine metabolic process; carbohydrate metabolic process. The record is from RefSeq and is a predicted model, not a curated record. Gene Ontology annotation, cellular component: Golgi membrane. Gene Ontology annotation, molecular function: N-acetylglucosamine 6-O-sulfotransferase activity. NCBI's taxonomy places the organism in Eukaryota, Metazoa, Chordata, Mammalia, Rodentia, Chinchillidae.